AUGGCUAUGACAUUAACAGAAGAUAGCAUAAAAGAGCUUCGAUUCCGGCUCGAAGAUGCCGUUAUUAAGUGCUCGGAGCGCUGUCUAUACCAGUCCGCGAAAUGGGCCGCGGAAAUGCUAGACUCCCUCGUUGCCAUUGAUGGGAAUGAUACCGACACCGAAUCGCCAAUGGAUGCAGAUUCCCUGCCGAAUACGAACCCUUUUACGCGCCAGCUAGAUCCCGCCGAAGCUAUCCUUGAGUCACAAGAAUCUCACAAAUAUCUUCUUGCCAAAUCAUAUUUUGACACUCGAGAGUAUGAUCGAUGUGCCGCUGUGUUCCUCCCACCUACCAUACCGCCCGUCCCGCUUUCCAACGUGUCUCCCAAUGUAAAAAGUCGAACUUCAUUGACCCCUCAAAAAGGGAAGAGCAAAACUCCACUUAGGCCUAGCUCCAGAGGUGGGCAGGUGCCAACACAAAACCCCUACCCGAAACUCAGUCAAAAGUCCCUGUUUCUGGCCUUGUAUGCCAAAUACCUGGCUGGAGAAAAGCGAAGAGAUGAAGAGACGGAGAUGGUAUUAGGCCCGGCAGAUGGAGGUAUGACUGUCAAUCGCGAAUUGCCGGACUUGGCACGAGGCCUGGAAGGGUGGUUUGCGGAACGAAAUGAGCUGGGUUUGCGAGGCCGAGGUCAAGGCUGGCUAGAGUAUCUGUAUGCUGUGAUUUUACUCAAAGGCAAAAACGAAGAGGAGGCAAAGAAAUGGCUGAUACAAAGCGUACAUCUAUUUCCAUUCCACUGGGGUGCCUGGCAGGAGUUGAAUGAUUUGUUACCGAGUAUUGACGAUUUGAAACAAGUCGCAGAAGAGCUCCCUCAGAAUAUCAUGUCUUUUAUAUUCCAAGUACACUGCAGCCAGGAACUGUACCAAGCCAACGAGGAGACUCAUCAAACACUCAGUGGACUGGAGACUAUUUUCCCAACUAGUUCAUUCUUGAAGACAGAGCGAGCUCUGCUGUACUAUCAUUCACGAGAAUUUGAAGAAGCUUCAUCCAUAUUUUCAGAGAUUCUCGUCGAUUCACCGCAUCGGCUAGACAGUCUAGAUCAUUAUUCAAAUAUCCUCUAUGUAAUGGGUGCGAGACCCCAGCUUGCCUUCGUCGCGCAGUUGGCCACAGCAACAGACAAGUUCCGACCAGAGACCUGCUGUGUGGUUGGAAACUACUACUCUCUCAAAUCCGAACAUGAAAAGGCAGUCAUGUAUUUCCGCCGCGCUCUCACACUUGACCGAAGCUUCUUAUCCGCCUGGACCCUUAUGGGCCACGAAUACAUUGAAAUGAAGAACACACACGCGGCAAUCGAAUCCUACCGUCGCGCUGUUGACGUGAACCGGAAAGACUACCGUGCAUGGUACGGCUUGGGCCAAGCAUACGAAGUUCUCGACAUGCCUAUAUACUCGCUAUUCUACUAUCAGCGUGCCGCUGCUCUGCGGCCCUACGAUCCAAAAAUGUGGCUGGCAGUGGGCACAUGCUACUCCAAGCUAGACCGUUUCCAACACAGUAUCAAAGCCAUGAAACGCGCGCUAGUCGCCGGUGCUUACUAUGAACAAGCAUCGGACAGCAUGGAUUCCUCACAUCCAGUAGGCCGCAAGAUUCUCGAUCCUGACACUCUCCACCAAAUCGCCACUCUCUACGAACGACUAGGUGACGAGGAAGAAGCUGCAGCCUACAUGGAGCUAACGCUGCGACAGGAGACAGGGGAAGUAGACCGUCCAGACCCGGACUCUGAUGAUGACGUAGAUGAUAGAAACUCCGACGACGGGGCUGGUUUAUCUCGUCGGCGUGCCGAUGAUGAAGAUACAGAGGCUGUGGGAGGGACAGGUGUUACGGUCACGACGUCAAAGGCGCGUUUGUGGCUGGCUCGAUGGGCCCUGCGACAUGAUGACCUCGAUCGAGCAGAUCAACUGGCUGGUGAGCUGUGUCAAGAUGGAAUUGAAGUCGAAGAAGCAAAAGCUUUGAUGCGAGAUGUCAGGGCUAGAAGGGAAAGGGGUGUGGCUUGA
Talaromyces proteolyticus is the source of this 2025-nucleotide messenger RNA. RefSeq names its product putative 20S cyclosome subunit. The record is from RefSeq and is a predicted model, not a curated record. Gene Ontology annotation, cellular component: anaphase-promoting complex. The coding region runs from base 1 to 2025 and encodes 674 amino acids. NCBI's taxonomy places the organism in Eukaryota, Fungi, Ascomycota, Eurotiomycetes, Eurotiales, Trichocomaceae. Gene Ontology annotation, biological process: cell division. Gene Ontology annotation, molecular function: protein binding. The transcript is spliced from 4 exons.